CGAAUGAAACCCUCAGUUUACAUUGAGACUCACGAAGCGUCCGUUGUGUGGAAUUGUUAAAUGUAUUAAACUUUAUUUAGUGUUAUUUCCAGCCAGCAUUCGGAGCGUUUUUGAAGCUUCAAAAUGAGGGUCUUCGCGAGCCUCAUCGUCUUCCAUUUGGCGUCAACCAUCUUCUGCAUGGACCAGCUGAACAUCCGGUUCGAAUGGAAGCAGCUGGACUACCAGUUCCCGACUCCAGAAGCCAGGGAUCAGGCCAUAGCGGCGAGGACUUUUAUACCGGUUAACAACAUUCCUAUGGGCCUGGAGAUUUAUCAGGAGAAACUGUUCAUAACUGUGCCGAGGUGGAGGAAUGGAGUGCCGGCUAGUUUGAACUAUAUUAAUAUUAACGAUAAUUCGACUUCUCCAAAACUCAUGCCAUAUCCAAGCUGGGCAGCGCACUCCACCGGCCUUGACGGAAAACCUUCCGAAAUUAUAUCACCAUUCCGAAUCAGGGCUGACCGCUGCGGCAGAUUGUGGGUUCUUGACAAUGGCAAAAUUGGGAAUCUUGAAUCUAACAUUACCAAGUAUCUUCCAGCGAUCAUCGUCUACGACCUGAAAACAGACAAUCUUCUCAGGAAAUAUACCAUUCCCGAUGACCAAGUUAAGGAAGACUCUGGAUUUGCAAACAUCGCUGUAGAAGACACAGAUUGUUCCAAAACUUACGCAUACGCCGGCGACGUAGGCAAGGCGGGAAUAGUUGUAUACUCGUGGGAGAAAAACGAAUCUUGGAGAAUCUCCCACCACUUCUUCAACCCUGACCCGUUAGCCUGCAAUUUCACGGUCAGGAACCUCACAUUCACAUGGACCGACGCCAUUUUCGGCAUGGGUAUCUCCGGCCCCAACCCUGACGGCUUCAGCACCUUGUACUUCCACCCGAUGGCCAGUUUCAACGAGUUUUCCGUAUCAACUGAAUAUUUAAGGAACACAUCCGUAGCUGAUAGCAAUUUUGAAGCGUUCAAGUUAUUGGGUAACAGAGGACCGAACGCUCAAUCGAGUGUUUCUUUCGUCGACCCCAAUACCGGUGUUCUGUUUUACUCCCUCGUGAAUUUAGACGCUGUGGCCUGCUGGAAGACUUCAAACAAAGAAUAUGUAAUGAAAAACCAAGGCAGGAUUUACAUGAACAACGAAACGAUGGUUUAUCCAACCGAUAUUAAAGUCGACUAUAACGAUAACCUUUGGAUUCUUUCAAACAAAAUGCCAAUUUGGAUGUAUUCCAAAUUGGAUGCAAAUGAGGUUAACUUUAGGGUUUUCUCUGCUCCAGUUUUGGAAGCAAUAAGCCACACUGCGUGUGACGUUACACCUAGGACAGAUAUUUUGGAUAAAUUUGUGAAUAAAAUUAAAAAUGUUACGAAUAAACUCACCACUAAGCUCAAGCCAAACUCUGCAAGCGUUAGAACUCCUCUGUCUUUAGUUGUACUAGCUAUCAUUAGUUGUUUUAUUGGUGUUAUUGCUUCUAAGUAGAUUAUAAUGAAAUAAUAGGGCAAACUUGUAAUUUAGCAACCAAUUUUUGAUCUAAAAUUUUUUAAAAUUCAAGUUCUGAUUUCUUUAUUCCUUUAAAUAUCAACUUUUUGAUAUAAUUGAUUUUUGUGUGAGUGAUUAGGUAUUUGGUUGAUGUUUUUUUUUAAAGAAUUAAUCGUAUUUUAUAAAGAAUUGACUUUUUAAAGAGCAGUUCGAAAUUGAUUCUGAUCAAAAUCACGAUUUUUAUUAAAUAUGUAUGUAACAUUAAUCUUGGUAUGAUGAUAUUUUUUGUGAUGUAGACAAAAAAUAUUUUCCAGAGGAUCCACUUGUUAGGAUACUUUUCUUUCAUCGUCAAUCAUAAUCAUCAUCCUCUUGGCAUCUAUCAUUAAGCCAAACAGCUGAACGUGGCCUUUCAGUUUAUUGAUGACUGUUGGCUCUGUCUACCCCGCUGGGGAUAUAGACGUAAUUAUAUGUUGUGUUAUGUUUUGUCCUCUUGGCGUAAGUAUCGGCUGCGUUCACACCUGUCUGGAGAGGAGCCCAAAAAAAGAAUUGAUGCGUUUAUGUUAAAAAUAUCUCUGUUAAAUAUGUCCAAUUUUACUAAGUAACUUGUUGCUAGCCUGUUGCUAGCUUUUUGCAUGCUUGCUGUUAAAUGCAUUAUACGAUUAAAUAAAUAAAAACAAAACGAUGUAAAGGCUUUGUAAAGGAUUACACAAAUUUUUCAGUCAUUAUCUGUAUAACCAAAUAGAAAAACUUAAUUCUUUUAUUUGAUUUUUACAGAAUCUGAUAUUGUGAAGUUUUUAUAAUUAACAGUUUCGUGUCAUUUUUUAUUUAUAAUUUAUUUCAUUAUUAUUUUAGCUAGUUAUAAGCAAUUCACAAUUCCAAUAUGAAACCUUUCUACGUAUAAAAAUCUGAUUUCAAAAACGUUAUAUAAUAAACCUUAAGGUACUUUGUUUUAUAUCAAAAAUAUAUAAGAAAACACUGAAACAUAAUCAUUUAACAUUGUUUAACAUACAUUACAGUGGCCCUUUAAAUAUUUGUACCAAUUUUAUGAGAUCCUCGUGAUUUUUUUUAUGUUUUUAGUUUUUUUUUGUUUUUUAUGUUCUUAAACACUUUUAUGCAUUUAAACAACUCAUUCGCGGUCUUAAAUUAUCUCGUAAUUGACGUCCUACCCUACAUCUGUUUUUUCUUUGUUUUUAUGUUAGUCGCAUUUCAUCAAAUUUGUAACUUUUUAGAUAUAGGUACUUAUAUGUUACCGAACUAUUAUUUAUUGUGAUCUAUGAAUCAUUUGAAGUGUUUCAGUUGAAUUAAAAUACUAAUUUUAACAAUUAUUUCUGUGAGGUUAAGUUAUUAUGUACUUACAUAGAUGUUUGUGCCUUAAAAGUGAUAAUAUUAUUUAAGCUAUUCUAGCUAACAUACAGUGAGCUACAUAUAAAAAAACACAAAGGUAGUGCGAAGGAUGUAACUUUUUAUAUGUAGCCCACUGUACAUUAAGUAUUUCUUUGUAAAUAUAUUUUAUGUUAAUUAAAUGCUGCAAGCUUAAAAAAAUCUUUUUUACAUACAUA
Messenger RNA from Amyelois transitella, 3059 nucleotides. It is a transcript of the gene yellow-f, whose product is annotated as protein yellow. The transcript has 3 exons. Bases 124 to 1500 code for a protein of 458 amino acids. Gene Ontology annotation, cellular component: extracellular region. NCBI's taxonomy places the organism in Eukaryota, Metazoa, Arthropoda, Insecta, Lepidoptera, Pyralidae. The record is from RefSeq and is a predicted model, not a curated record.